AUGGAGAAUUCCUCCCUCCCUGAGACCAAUUCCUCAUGUGCGGGUGGGCCCAUGGACUGCCCCGGAAGAGGGGAUGGGGGGCUGAAUAUGUCCAGUCCCCCACUGAACCCCAGCUUCUACAUCACGGUGCCCGUCAUCUACUCAUUCAUCUGUGCUGUGGGGCUGACAGGCAACACUGCUGUCAUCUAUGUAAUCCUCAAAGCCCCAAAGAUGAAAACAGUCACCAACAUCUUCAUCCUCAACCUGGCCAUUGCUGAUGAGCUCUUUACAUUAGUGUUACCCAUCAACAUUGCUGACUACCUGCUGCUGCAGUGGCCCUUUGGAGAGUUCAUGUGCAAGCUCAUCAUCUCCAUAGACCAGUAUAACACCUUCUCCAGCAUUUACUUCCUCACCGUCAUGAGCAUUGACCGCUACCUGGUUGUGGUGGCCACCACCAAGUCCAGGAAGAUGUCCUACCGCACCUACCGAGCAGCCAAGAUUGUGAGCCUGUGUGUCUGGUCCUUCGUCACAGUCAUCAUCCUGCCCUUCACUGUCUUUGCUAAGAUACACAAGGAGCAGGGGCGCUCCCAGUGCGUUUUCGUGUUCCCCCACCCUGAGAGCAUGUGGUGGAAAGGCAGCCGGAUCUACACGCUUAUUUUAGGCUUUGCCAUCCCAGUGUCCACCAUCUGCAUCCUUUACACCACCAUGCUGUGCAGAUUGAGACGUGUGCACCUCCAUAGCAAUGCAAAGGCCCUGGACAAAGCCAAAAAAAAAGUUACGCUGAUGGUUGUUGUCAUCUUGGCUGUGUGCUUGUUCUGCUGGACGCCCUAUCACCUUAGCACAGUGGUGGCCCUCACCACAGACAUCCCACAAACUCCUCUUAUCAUUGGGAUUUCUUACUUCAUCACUAGCUUGAGUUAUGCCAACAGCUGCUUCAACCCUUUCCUGUAUGCUUUUCUGGAUGACAGUUUCCGGAGGAGCUUUCGCAAACUGAUAGAUUGCAAAAACACCUCAUAG
Messenger RNA from Nipponia nippon (crested ibis), 996 nucleotides. It is a transcript of the gene NPBWR1, whose product is annotated as neuropeptides B and W receptor 1. Gene Ontology annotation, molecular function: neuropeptide receptor activity; neuropeptide binding. Lineage: Eukaryota; Metazoa; Chordata; Aves; Pelecaniformes; Threskiornithidae. Gene Ontology annotation, cellular component: neuron projection; plasma membrane. The record is from RefSeq and is a predicted model, not a curated record. Gene Ontology annotation, biological process: neuropeptide signaling pathway.